AUGCUGCGCUUCCCCGUGAAGAAGAUCCGGAAGCAGUUCAAGCUCCUGCUGCUGCUGGUACUGCUCACCUCCGCCGUGUGGUUCACCUACCUGCACAUCAACCAGGGCAAGACCAUCAAACUCCACUUCAACUACGGAAAAGAUGGAGAGAGACAGACAGAGGGGACAGACGCCAGCCGUAAGAGGGACACUCGCUCCUCAGCCGGCCACCACAAGAGCGAGGACACCAGCGACAGCAGGGAGGACGAGGCUGCAGAUGAUGAGCAACUCGCAGGAGGCACUAAUGGCAGAGACCAUACCCGCAUCAGGAAGUUCCUCAGCCAAGGCCACAAAAAAUUGCCAUGGAAACCAGAGUAUAAAGGACAAGCCAACCUGCACGUGUUUGAGGACUGGUGUGGCUCCUCUGUAGCCCAACUCAGAAAGAACCUGCACUUCCCCCUCUACCCUCAUACCAGAACCACACUGAGGAAGUUGGCAGUCGCUCCGAAGUGGAAGAACUAUGGCCUGAGAAUAUUUGGCUUCCUUCACCCUUACAGAGAUGGUGAUUUCCAGUUCUCGGUAUCGUCUGAUGAUAACUCGGAGUUCUGGCUGAGUCCUGAUGAGAGCCCUCUCAACGCCAGACUGCUGGUCUAUGUAGGACAGCUGGGAACAGAGUGGACCGCUCCAGGCGAGUUCAGCAAGUUCAGGUCCCAGUCGUCCAAGUCGGUGCACCUAAUCUCGUCCAGACGAUACUACUUUGAGAUUCUCCACAAGCAGGAUGACAAGGGCUCGGAUCACGUGGAGGUCGGGUGGCGUCCGUUCCUCCCUGGUCUGAAAUAUGAAGUGAUAGACUCAGCCUACAUCUCCCUGUACACAGACGAGUCCAAUCUGAAGAUGAACGGCGUGGACCACAUCCCCCAGACCAUGGCCAGUCACAUCCGUCUCCCAGAGGAGAAUCAGCACCAGGGUCUGGGGAGAGGCGGCGUUCUGCAGCACGGAGCGGAUAUGCUGAAGCCGGACCCCAGGGACACCUUCUACAGCACUCCUAUGAUCGACCCCUCCCGACUGGACAACGUUCUUCCGGCCUGUCUCUACUCUCCAACCUAUGUUGUCAAAGACUUCCCCAUCGCCAGAUACCAGGGCCUGCAAUUUGUCUAUCUGUCCUUCGUUUACCCCAAUGACUUCACACGUCUCACCCAUAUGGAGCGAGAGAACAAGUGUUUCUACAGAGAGUCCCCUAUCUACUUAGAGAAGUUUGGUUUCUACAAAUAUAUGAAGAUGGAUGAGGAGGAAGAUGACAGACCGUUCUUCUUCCCCAACCCAGAUGAUUUCCUCGAUGAAGAAGAGGUGGUAGAUGUAGAGGACGAGGCAGAGAUCGUUGGCACGCAGUCGCCCAAGAAGCCCUCUCAUCCCAGCCAGAGCAGCUACACCUCCAACCCCUCCCAUCUGCACUCGAAGCCUACGCUCACACCAGCUGGCAGAGAAGGGGAAGAAGAGGAGGAGGACCCUGAUGAAGAGGAGGAGGGAGCAGUCGACAGUAUCAUACGCCGCAGAGAAAGGAGACACUUUCCUCACAGUGUUGGACAGAUGGUUAGGGAUAUUGACAGAGACUGGGGAAGAGAUCAUACGAACAUUGUACAGGACACGAGGAAGGGACUUGAAGAGCCCCAUCCCAGGGGGCUUCCGCCGGACAGUGUGGUCCGGGGUCGCUCCUUGUCUUGGAUUCACACUGGUUCUGCAGAGUUGAGCCCCGGCAGGAAAGGAGGAGGAACAGGUGGCGGAGGAGGAGGAGGGGGAGGAGAGAAGGGAGUUGAGACUCUGCCAAAACUGAGCAAGUCUUCACUCCUUUUCCCCCAAAAGUCCUCCCUCUCUGCCCUUGCCAGUCGAGCCAAGCAGAUCCUCAGCAACUCCGCCCAUAGCAACAACUUCCAAGAUGCCAAAAGCAACAAGCUUGCUGGAAACAAGAAGGAGAAGAGGGAGGAGAACAAGAUCUACAUCACCAGGCCUCGCAGUGCCAAGGAGCGGGAGAGGGACAGGGAGAGGGAGAGGGAGCAGCGUCGAGAGAGGAGGGAGGAGAGAGCAUCGCGCCACCCUAGAGAGGUGUUCCCGGGGGUCUUUCUGUACCAAACUGGAAAGACCACAAGGCUGGUCAAUCUGGAGGCUAAAGGACAUGCUGGGAGAGGCAUAACCAGAGGCAGAGGUAUUGUUAGUGCCCCUCAGCUCUGGCCCAAUCCCCCCACAAAAGAAGGUAAGCAUCACAAUGGAAGUAUCAACAUAGAGAAUGAAAGUGUACAGAAGUCUGGGAACAGUAAAGCCGGGGCAAAGCAACCAGAGAAGAGCAACAGGAAAGGGGAUCAACGGGAUUUAAAGACUACUGCCAAUGCUCAUGUAACCCCACUGUCCCAUCACAAAGAUCCCCCUCCAGUUACCCAACAAAGGUUCAAUGCCACAGAAAACACGUUGCAAAGUCGGGUCACCUCUUACCUCAGGACCUCUGAGAUCACAGAGUCCCAGCAGCAGCCAGACCCGGACCCCAACCCAGCAGAACAGGACCCGGAUACAGACCGGUCUAAUCCUGACCCCGACGUUGACCCCGAGCCUGAACCAGAGGAGGGCGAGAUGUCGGACUACAGCUACGAGGAGGCCGAGGUGCGGCCAGGUUGGGCAGAGGAGAGCAUCAACUGGCAGAGGACCUUCUCGGUCAAUCCGAUGGACUUUGAGCUGCUGCGCUCCGACUGGAACGACCUGCGCUGCAACGUGUCUGGCAACCUGCAGCUGGCAGAGAGCGAGGUGGUGGACGUGCUGGCGCAGUACAUGGAGAAACUCAACGAACGUAAUGGAGGGAUCUACACCCUGCUGCGAAUUGUCAACGUUGAGAAGCGGCGCGACUCGGCGAGGGGGAACCGCUACCUCGUGGAGCUGGAGCUGAUGGAGAGAGGCCGCAGCGUGGUGCGUCUAUCAGAGUACAUCUACCUGCUGCUCCACCGCGGCAGGCAGGGGGAGGAAAGUCUAGAGAACACUGACUUUGCCCCGGCCUCUGCGCCAGCUUCGGUCCCAUCAGCUGCCACAUCCAGCCUCACCACCCCCCCGCCCCCUCCCUCCACCAGGUCUCGAGCGACCCCCUGGAGCACAGCCUACGCUAAGCCUCUGCUCUGUCAGCCGGUCAUGCUGCAGUGGAGGAGAGAUGUCAUGGUGCACUUUGUGGUGCCAGUGAAAAACCAGGCUCGCUGGGUACAGCAGUUUAUCUCUGACAUGGAGAAUCUUCAUCACCAGACGAAGGAUGACAAUUUCAGCAUCAUCAUUGUCGACUUUGAGAGUGAAGACAUGGACGUGGAGCAGGCCCUCAGAGAAAGCAGCGUGCCGAGAUAUGAGUAUCUAAGGAGAGAAGGGAACUUUGAGCGCUCAGCAGGACUGCAGAUCGGAGUAGACACUAUUGAGGACAGUCACAGCAUUGUGUUCCUGUGUGAUCUGCACAUCCACUUCCCUCUCAACAUCUUGGAAAGCAUCAGGAAGCACUGUGUGGAGGGGCGCCUUGCUUUCGCUCCCAUCGUCAUGAGACUCAGCUGCGGCAGUUCGCCACAGGAGCCUGACGGUUACUGGGAAGUGAACGGCUUUGGCCUGUUUGGAAUCUAUAAGUCUGAUUUCGAUAAGAUUGGAGGGAUGAACACGGAGGAAUUCAAAGACCGCUGGGGUGGAGAGGACUGGGAGCUGCUGGACAGGGUUCUGCAGAAUGGUUUGGAGGUUGAGAGACUACGCUUGAGGAACUUCUUUCACUACUACCACUCUAAACGAGGCAUGUGGAACGCCCAAAACAAGAAAACUCCUAAAGGAUAGUGCCCCCCCCCCUGCUGGUCGGAGGAUACUGAACCUACCUGCAGAUCCACUGCGUGUGAGAGAGAGACCUGUGAGAGCUCGCUCACUGCCUGAACUCUGCCUUCAUUUGAAACAGGCUCCUCUUGGGGACGCCUCUGUUUCGCCAUCGUCCCCUCUUGUAUGCUUGCCUGGAUGAGGAAACAGAGUCCAAAUCUGAACUUUACAAGCGAGCUGUUUACGCAAAUAGACCUGAGUCAUUGCUUUGACUCACUGACUGAACUACUGUACAGAGGGAAGAGAGUUAUUUUUGUUCUUCUUCUCUCUGUCCUUUUUUUGGUGCAAUGUUUUCAGACGGACUGGAAAGCAGCUGUGUGUGUGUGUGUGUGUGUGUGUGUGUGUGUGUGUGUGUGUGUUGCCAGCUUGUGUGCGCUUAUGAUGACAGGAAGCACCUUUUUUUCCGACAAGGAGACGUGAAGACAACCUAAGAUCUUUUUUUUUUUCUAACACGCUCUCAAAUGGGAGCCUGAUAGCAUGUGUGUCAACAUGUUAUUCAGAUAGAUUCAGUCUUUGGUAAAACAGUAUUUCUAACCACAUCAACAACUACCUGUUGGAUAUCCUUAACCGAGGUGCUGAUGUUCUCCUGAUACCUGAUAUUACGAAACAAGAAAAGGCUUUGAAUCAGAAAAGCCCUUUUAGGAACAAAUACUGACAGAUGGGUCAUUUUUAUAUAUCUUUCCAUCCCUCGCCCUCCCUCUCCCUCUGUAUCUCUUUUCAUCUUCGGCUCAUUUCAGCCUCUGUCUGUCUGAUGUCAUGCAAUUUUUUGUAUGUGUACGUACGAAAGCCAUGUUAAUGCUAGGUAGCGGUUAUGGUUUCCUUUUGUUUCAUUAUCUGAAGUGUGUUGUGCUGUUUUCAUAUGUCCUCACAGAGCAUGGAUGCAACGUUUGGCGUGCCAUUUUCUGUUCUAAAACACUGAAUUUGCAAACAGUUUUACACCUUUUCACGCUACUGACGGCACCCCCAAUUCCCUCCACAUCUCUAACCUCAUUGUCAACCUGAACCUAAAACAGGAACAGGAGGAACGCAGAGAAACAACAGAUGUCUGACAUUUGAUUUUGAUGUUGUAACGCCAUUGUAUUAAGCAAUUUCUGAGUUGAGAGUUGCAUUUCUCAUAUUAGAAUACCACCAGGACAAUGAUCGCUCAGCUAU
Messenger RNA from Etheostoma spectabile (orangethroat darter), 4998 nucleotides. RefSeq names its product beta-1,4-N-acetyl-galactosaminyl transferase 4a (gene b4galnt4a). The record is from RefSeq and is a predicted model, not a curated record. Gene Ontology annotation, cellular component: Golgi cisterna membrane. The coding region runs from base 1 to 3813 and encodes 1270 amino acids. Gene Ontology annotation, molecular function: acetylgalactosaminyltransferase activity. The transcript is spliced from 20 exons. NCBI's taxonomy places the organism in Eukaryota, Metazoa, Chordata, Actinopteri, Perciformes, Percidae.